CAGACAUCAUUAUUCGACCACGAAACUAGUGAGUUUUAAAAUCGCCAUUGUGUGGUUUCUGUCUUUCAUGGUAUCCCUGUCAGUGACGCUCCUUGGUCUUUAUAACCCUAAGAACAUCAUGCCGGAACCAGGGAUGUGCGUUAUAAACAAUAGAGCGUUUUUUGUCUUUGGUUCACUAGUCGCUUUUUACAUACCAAUGAUCAUUAUGGUAGUCACGUAUGCUCUCACCGUACAGUUGCUGAGAAAAAAAGCGAGAUUUCUACUAGAUGACAGUUUUAUGGAUAGUCGAAGAAAUGGUACCACUUCAGAGCCACAUCUUUUCAGACGUCUGGGGGGACGAUUUUCUGCUAGUAAAUCUCAGAGUAGUACUUCUAACAGGUAA
This is a messenger RNA of Daktulosphaira vitifoliae (grape phylloxera), 382 nucleotides long. Its product is annotated as 5-hydroxytryptamine receptor 2C-like. The transcript has 3 exons. The coding region runs from base 68 to 382 and encodes 104 amino acids. Gene Ontology annotation, cellular component: membrane. NCBI's taxonomy places the organism in Eukaryota, Metazoa, Arthropoda, Insecta, Hemiptera, Phylloxeridae. The record is from RefSeq and is a predicted model, not a curated record.